AUGGAUUUUACGAUUCCGCAAGGCGCGGACCGACAUCUGGAAGAACAAGUCAUCCAACUGAUCAAGGACUAUCAAGAUGGGUACCUUACAGAGAAGGGCUAUGUGAGCAAACGCUCUUCACUGUUGACGUUGGCGCAUUCAGCUCCCUACAACCUUGCACCUGUUGUAUCCAGUCGAUCAUUGGCUGUGGUUGGUUCUGCCCAAUCUGACGACUUUGGCAUGGCUUCUCCAUCCAGGACAGAUACAAACCUGGCGGACUAUCCGACUUCAAUGGUUUCAGCACCAAAUUACCAGGAUUUUGGAGCUCUCAAUGGAACACCGCAUCUUUCACACACUAGCGACAACUACCUAUCCAAAACCAGCUCCCAACAGGGUCGUCUUCAGGAGCUGCAAAGACCUCUAGAGGCCCGUCAGCUACAGGAUCUCAACCCCAACGACUCAUUUGGCAAUCUGCCGUCAAUUCUGAGACAUAGAGGAGUGACAUAUGCACGAGAAGUUGCCAUAGCGCUUGUUGAUGCACGCGGAAAAGAGAUUCAGAGCAUUACGUGGGAGAAGUUAUAUCUCAAGAGUGAGAAGAUAGCCCAGCAAAUUCGCGACAAAUCAGGUCUUUAUCGCGGAGAUCGAGUUUGUUUGGUGUAUCAGAACCACGAGGUUUCAGAGUUUGUUGUUGCUUUAUUUGGCUGUUUCUUGGCUGGUGUUGUGGCUGUUCCCAUGAGCUCUGGGCUUCCCGUGAAAGACCUAAUCAAGAUCAUGAACGAUACCCAAGCACAUCUAUGUUUGAUGUCUGAAUCCGUUCAAAAACAUUUUGAUAAGUACUCCAGCAAUACUAACUCGAAGAUCGUUUGGCCGAAAGGCGUUGAAAUGUGGAAAACCACCGACAUGGGAACUUAUCAGCCGGCAAAAAACGCGGACCCGCCCGCACUCCAGGUCCCCGAUUUGGCCUAUAUCGAAUACUCAAAAUCACCAACUGGCGACUUGCGAGGCGUUGUUCUUUCACACAAGACGCUAAUGCACCAAAUGGGAAUGUUCACAUCCAUUCUCGGUUCCAUGCCUGGCUACACCGGGAAGUCCAUUAAACGGUCUGAUAUCUCAUACACAAAAGCCAGAAACAUUCUUCUUUCAACGCUAGACACGCGACAGAGUAUUGGGCUUAUUGUGGGUGUUCUAUUCACCAUUUUUUCUGGAAAUUUGCUGAUCUGGACUCCCCAACAGACCAUGGAGGUUCCAGGCUUGUAUGCCCAUAUCAUCACUCGCUACAAAGUGUCAAUGCUGCUGUCUGACUAUCUUGGAAUGAAACAGGUUAUCUACAACUACCAGUCAUUUCCACAGCUUACACGGACCUACAGCAAGAAGAUCAAGGUGGAUCUUUCGUGUGUGAGGUGGUGCCUAAUCAACGCCGUAACUGUGGAUUGUACUUUCCACGAGAUGCUGACUGAAAGAUGGUUUAAGCCUCUUGGAUGUCUCAACUCUAAGUCCAUUGUGUGCCCGAUGUUGACCCUGAGUGAAUUCGGAGGAAUGGUGAUUUCUAUGCGUGAUUGGCUAGGAGGAGAGGAUAAACUCGGAUGUGUGUUCAACAAGUCUUUAACCGAAGAGAGAGAUGAUGACGAACAGCCCAAAAGUGACGACAGCUAUCUCAGCGAAGUUCUGAUAGAUAGGGCGUCUCUGACCACGAAUACCGUCAAGGUUGUUAGUGAUAAACCUCCUCCUUCCGGUGACAAUGAGGACGGUUCCAAGUACGUUAGGUGCGGUGCUUUUGGAUAUCCUCUUCCAGACGCGACGUUGGCCAUUGUGAAUCCAGACACCAAUAUUCUAAGUCCAGCAAUGGAGGUGGGUGAAAUUUGGGUCGACACAGAUUGCCUGAGUGGUGGUUUUUGGGGACUCAAGAAAGAUACCGAGAUUGUGUUCCAUGCUCGAUGCUACGACCAUGCCGAAGAAAUCGACCGCGAUUUUCUAAGAACGGGGCUCUUGGGGUUCAUUUAUAACGGCAAGGUGUAUGUUUUAGGCCCUUAUGAAGACAGGCUAAGACAGAAACUGAUAUUGGAUUCCCAGUCACCAAAAGAGACGCUUUUUGCAGAACAGUACCAUUUCCAUUACGCUUCACAUCUGGUGAAGACGCUAGCCAGAAACAUCCCUGAAGUCACGGACGCUGCUUUCUUCGAUAUUGUAUUGAACCAUGAGUGUGUUCCCAUCGCUGUGAUAGAAUCUACAGCUGGAAAGCCCUCACCUUUGGCAGGCAAUUCACAGUCUUUGCAAUUGGACCGUGCUGCACUGGAUAGAAUAGCAGCAAAGGCAAUUGAUGCCAUAGAAGGAGUGCAUAAUGUGAGGCUUUAUUGUGUGAUGGUGACUGCCCCAGAUGUUUUACCGAGAACGAUCCGUUCUGGAAGACUGGAGAUUGCGAACACACUUUGCAAGAAGAAGUUCACGGAAGGAACAUUGAGUUCUGUGUUUGUGAAAUUCAACAUGUUGAAAUCGCUCUCGCAAAUCCAGCAAGGUGAUGAUAUCAAAGGGGGAAUAUGGUCCCCAUAUGCCUCCAAUCUCAGAUCCUCUUCUUUGAGCUAUGCCGAGAAGCAAUAUUCUGGUUUGGACCACAGAGAUACGUGCAUUGACUCCAGAACCUCGAUUCCAUUGACUGAUUUCAAGAGUCUUCCCGAUAUACUCAAGUGGAGAGCAAAGCAACAGUCUGACGAACUGGCAUUUGCCAGACUGGAUAAGAUCAACUCCAGAGAACAGAAGCCUUUGAGUUGGAAGAAGCUGGAACAGAGGAUCUUCACUGUGGCUUCCUAUCUGAUGGAGAAGAGACUCGCCAGGACUGGCGACUAUGUCAUUCUCAUGUAUUCUCUCUCCGAAGAAUAUGUGGUGGCAUUCUAUGCAUGCCUGUUUCUGAACAUUAUUCCAAUUCCGAUGGGUGCUUUGGAUAUUCAAAGGCUGGACGAGGAUGUUGUUUCAUUUGUGGGGGUCUUGAAAGAUUACGACGUGAGGAUGAUUCUUUGCAAUGACGAGGUUGAAAACACAUUCAAGGUGAAGCAGGUUUCGAAUGAGAUGAAAAAACGAGCCACGCAGUCGCGUAUUACGAUUCCAAAGACAAAAAACACCACCAAGCUGAAGAAAAAUGCACAAUCCGCAAGCGUUAUGUAUCCCAAAAUGGCCAAGUUCAAGGAGUUCUCCCGGAGGAAGACAAAUGUUGCAAUGAUAUGGCUGCAAUGGACGGCUGAUUACUACCAGGUUGGAGUAGAACUCACCAACGAGACGAUCAUGGGAAUGUGCAAGGUUUUGAAAGAAACUUGUCAAAUGUCAUCUACAAUUCCUCUCAUUGGAUGCGUUCGCCAUACAUCUGGAUUGGGAAUGCUGCAGUCUACAAUGAUGGGCAUAUUCCUCGGGUGUUCAACCUUUCUGAUUGCUCCUUACGACUAUUUUACAAGUCCAGGAUCUUUCUAUCUUGCACUUUCAAGAUACAAAGUCAAGGACACAUUUGUGACUGACAAGAUGUUACAGCAUGCUUUCAAGUCUUUCAAGCCCAAGAACUUUGAUCUUCCAGAUCUGAAAAAUCUCAUGGUUGGUUGGGACGGAAGACCUGAUGCAGAGCUGAUGAAAAACUUGAAACCUCACUUUGCCCGAACCAAUCUCAGUUCUUUCGCCAUGUCGAAUCUGUAUUACCAUGAGUUUAAUCCUAUGGUGACGACGAGAUCGUAUCUUGCUUUUGACCCGAUCGACCUUUGGCUGGAUCCCAUGAGCCUUUCUCAGGGAUAUGUGUCAUUGGUUAACCCCAAAGAUAAUCCUUUGGCUAUUCAUAUCCAGGACUCGGGAAUGGUUCCAGUUUGCACUCAGAUCGCCAUCGUGAACCCUCAAACUUGCCAUUUCUGCAAAAUAGGCGAGUUUGGUGAGAUAUGGAUCUGUUCAGAGGCUACAGUCUCGGGUUUCACUAACGGCCCCAAGGGCCCCACAGACAAGUUUGUUGCUGCUCAAUUCCAGGGAAAAAUAAAGGAUGGAAACCCUGAGCUUACCUAUCUACGAACUGGCGAUCUUGGCUUUUUGCACAAUAUCCAAGGUUCGGUCGCAAAUGAUGGAACUGUGAUGGAAUUGCAGCCGCUUUUUGUGCUGGGAAGAAUAGCAGAUACCAUCGAAGUGAUGGGAUUGCACUAUUUUGCCCUUGAUAUAGAGAGAGCAAUAGAGAAGAUGGUUCAUGACAUCCACAAAGAGAGAGUGUGUCUGUUCAGAGCGGGAGAUUAUACAGUGUUGAUUGCCGAGCCACGCAGAACCUCGUCUUUGGCGUCUUUGGUUCCUCUCAUUGUGAAUACGGUUUUGGGCAAAUACGGGUUAAUCAUUGAUAUAGUUGGAUUCACUGCGCCUGGCAAAUUCCCACUUUCAAGACUUGCUACCAAACAGCGUGCGAGGAUUGUGGAUAGUUGGUUGAAGGGAAAUUUGAAAAUGGCCGCCGAGUUUGGUGUUAAUUAUGGUGAGUCCAGUCUCGUGAAGUUGGUGGACAGGAUGAAGCAGAAGAUGUGA
This is a messenger RNA of Kuraishia capsulata CBS 1993, 4503 nucleotides long. RefSeq lists its product as uncharacterized. Gene Ontology annotation, cellular component: cytosol. The transcript has a single exon. Bases 1 to 4503 code for a protein of 1500 amino acids. The record is from RefSeq and is a predicted model, not a curated record. NCBI's taxonomy places the organism in Eukaryota, Fungi, Ascomycota, Pichiomycetes, Pichiales, Pichiaceae.